Messenger RNA from Ilex paraguariensis (yerba mate), 171 nucleotides. Lineage: Eukaryota; Viridiplantae; Streptophyta; Magnoliopsida; Aquifoliales; Aquifoliaceae. The record is from the annotation of a GenBank genome assembly.
AUGACUGCGAGGCAUGAGCUACCUCUGUUUGAUGCAACUCAGUUCUUGGAACUCGUCAAACAGUCAAAUGGAAGUCUAUGGCCUUUGUUGGGACUUACUGAUCAGGUUGAUGAGGCCUUGGUCGCUCAGGUAGAGAAUUUUGAUUUUGCAAUCAUCUCAUCUGGGCAAUAG